Molecule: messenger RNA, 487 nt
Organism: Prosopis cineraria
Lineage: Eukaryota; Viridiplantae; Streptophyta; Magnoliopsida; Fabales; Fabaceae
Product: ADP-ribosylation factor
Exons: 4
Coding region: 28-477 (149 amino acids)
Biological process (GO): vesicle-mediated transport; intracellular protein transport
Cellular component (GO): cytoplasm
Molecular function (GO): GTP binding; GTPase activity
Source: RefSeq, a predicted model, not a curated record
CUCUAGCUAGCUACUUCGGAAGUUAAAAUGGGGUUGACGUUCACCAAGCUCUUCAGUAGGCUUUUUGCCAAGAAGGAAAUGCGGAUUCUGAUGGUGGGUCUUGAUGCUGCUGGUAAGACUACAAUAUUAUAUAAGCUCAAGCUUGGCGAGAUCGUCACCACCAUCCCUACCAUUGGAUUUAAUAUUGAGACCGUGGAGUACAAGAACAUCAGCUUCACUGUAUGGGAUGUUGGUGGUCAGGACAAGAUUCGUCCAUUGUGGAGGCACUACUUCCAGAACACUCAGGGUCUUAUUUUUAUGGUUGAUAGCAAUGAUAGAGAUCGAGUAGUUGAGGCAAGGGAUGAGUUACACCGGAUGUUGAAUGAGGAUGAACUGAGAGAUGCCGUUUUGCUUGUUUUUGCCAACAAACAAGAUCUCCCCAAUGCAAUGAAUGCUGCAGAAAUAACUGACAAGCUUGGACUUCAUUCCCUCAGCUAACGCCACUGGU